Messenger RNA from Contarinia nasturtii (swede midge), 1695 nucleotides. RefSeq names its product atlastin-like. Bases 1 to 1695 code for a protein of 564 amino acids. The record is from RefSeq and is a predicted model, not a curated record. The transcript has 6 exons. Lineage: Eukaryota; Metazoa; Arthropoda; Insecta; Diptera; Cecidomyiidae. Gene Ontology annotation, molecular function: GTP binding; GTPase activity.
AUGUUUUGUCAAAAUAACUGUGAGACAAUUAAAUCACAUGGUGGCAAAGAAAUUCAUUUUGUGAGCAUUUCCGAUCAUUUGUUAAACAUUGAUGUGAAGCAACUAUCGACCAUUUUACAAAAAGAUGACAUAAAAAAUCGGACGAUUGUUGUUGUUUCGAUAGUUGGUGCAGAAGAAGGUGGGAAGAGCUUUUUAAUGAAUCUCUUUUUAAGAUACUUGGAUGCACAGUACAUAAAACACAAUGCAACCCAAUGGUUAGAUGUGAAUAAAACUGGUGAGUCGAAUUACAUAAGUGGUUUCGAAUGGGGAAGUGUACGAAGUCAUGGCAUUUCAAUGUGGCCCCAUAUUUUCACCCAUGAUUUCAAUAACGAGAACAAAGUGGCCAUCAUUCUACUCGAUACGAAAGGCAUCGAUUCAAUAAAAGGUACCACGAACGAAGAUGCUCGAAUCUAUGCAUUCGGUGCGAUGGCCUCUUCUGUAAAUUGCUACAAUAUACUUCGUCGAAUUGGUUCGUCAUCUUUAGAAUUUUUAGACUUAUUUAACGGCUAUAGUUUUUUAUCGUACACAAAUGAUGCCAAAAACAAAACCAAAUUUCAAAACCGGUGGAGAUUUCAAAAACUGAGUAUUAUUGUGCGUGAUAAACCGGUGGAGAUUUGGCCAUUUCAAUAUGGACAACAAACUGAAGAUGAAAAAAAUAAAUAUUUUGCUAAAAAUUACGAUCAAGCGUUUGAAAAAAACGAAGAAUUACGGCGAAUUAAUCGAUAUUAUGAGAAUAUUGAUUUAUUUUAUAUGCCGUCACCGGGCGAUUAUGUCACACAAUCCAUUUAUUUUGAUGGCAAUUUGAGAUUUGUUAACGGCACUUUUUUGAAAUAUGUGGAAAAAUUGGCCGAAUCGAUUUUGGCACCGAUAAAUCUAGUCGUUAAAAAAGACGUCGACGGUAAACCAAUUCUUGCCAAACAUUUUUCAUCGUAUUUGGAAGCAUAUGGUGACAUGGUGAAUGCGAACAAAUUACCAGACUUGAAGACAUACUUUCAGAUUAUUUUAGACACGAAAUACAAUGUGCUUCAGCAAGAAUCUUUGGAUUAUUACACCAAUUCAAUGACAUAUAAGCUAAAAAUGUGCAAAUCCUACUUCAAUGAAAGCGAAUUUCAACGAAUUCACAACCAAUUCCAGAAUGAAGCUUUAAAUAUGUUUUUAGAAGAAAGGAAACUUAAUACAAACGAAUACCUAAUGAAAUUUGAAAUUGAUCUAAAAUGUAAGAUUGAAGAACGGAAACGUGAUUACAUUGAGGAAAAUAAGGCGAAGGAAAAAUUAUUUCAAAGUUCACUUGAAAACUAUUACACGAAAUUUGUUGAUAAAUUGGAAAAAGAAUUCAAAACGAAGGUAGAAUAUAAGAUCAACCGUGCAAAUCCACAUCACUUUUACGAAGUGUUUGACGAAAUAUCUGCGAUUCUCAAUUCGAUUUUAAAAAAGUUUGAUGAUGAGGAUGAAUUUAAAAAUUGCAAUAAAUAUCUCAGACUCAUUGCUGAUUGUUAUCGCAAUAAACUUCGAAAUAAAUUGGAUACGAUUUUAGAUCAGCUAAGGCAAAUAGUGGAUCUAAAAAAGAACGAUGGAGUUGACAUGAGAUCCAAUUCUGCAAGCACAUUUGUAUUUCUUAUUGUUGGAGUUUUGGAACUAAUUCGAUCAUAUUUUUAA